UAGAAAAAAAAGAAAUUGGAAAAGCCAUUAUUUCCUUCCGACGUGAGCACGAUCAGUUUUGUCAGACAAUAGUGGUCCGCUACUUCAGUAUAUUCUAUACUUACAUCAAUACCAGCCUUCAAGAUUACUCUGGUCGUCAUGGUAACAAAGUCAAUAUUUAUAACAUAAUAAAUUAUACGAAUUAGUGUGAAUAUCAUUAAAUGAAUAAACCGUGGGAAUUAGCUUUCGGAGAUGUCAGUUGUUUCUCUUACUGAUUUGAUUCGAGAUUUCAGAUACUUUCGUUUUUUGUUUUGAAUGAGAUUUAUCAUUUAAAUUAGAGAUCGUUUAGAUUGAUUACUUGAUAAUUAUUGGAUAAAUUUAAAAAGUUACGCCGUAGUUUACAGGGGUUAAUAUGAUUUCCUCGUAGAUGUUCAGAUUUCGGGAAUGCAGAUUUAAUAAAAACAAUAUUCCUGGUGAAUGUAACAAUUACUUGAGCGUAAUAAGAGUUAUCUCCCUUCUAUUAAACACAAAAUUAUAUAGCCAAUAAAUUGUAAAGGUAUCUGUACUGCAUUCCGAGCUGGGUUGGUUAUCUAGAUCGUUUACAAAAGAAAUCAAUACGACAACAUUAUUCCUGCUACUAAACAUGCGUUCCUAUAUUCGCAUUCGAAGCUGACGGUACCGGAAAUGACGUGAUUGCCUCACCAGAGGAGAUAGUUGGUGUCCUCCACCCAAUAUUGGACUUACCGGAAACAGAACGACAAUCGUUCACUUCCGUUCUCAACAGUGUGCUGCCAGAGGAUAUUGAGAUACUGGAUAAAAUUUUUCUUGAGGCAAAAUUGGGCACGGAAGAAGGCCACGUUAUUAACAUUGGGGACAAAGCGUUCAUGGACAGAGACUUGUGUCUCGUGCUGCUGAGGCUGGUCGGAUUUACUGAGAAGAGCGAUAUCGAGUUGGCCGUGUCCGAUCCUUCAUCCGCCAUGUUUAAAGCUUGCAGUCACGUGAUCGGAGCAAUGACGUACUUUACUAUGGAACUGCUGGAGCUUGUCCGCGCAUGUCUUCCGGAAAUAGCGUCAAGUCUUUUGCUAGUGUUUGGGAAGGCUCUGAAAGGUGAAAAGUCUGUCGCAGUAGAAAAUGUCCAGACACUGGUGGAGAGUAAUGUUGGAGGGGAGUUAUUACAGAGAACGAACAUCCAGGCAGGUUCCGACUCCGCUAGUAUCCCGGAUGUAAUUCCCGACAUCCUGGACAAAGUAUUCUGGGUGUUAUUCGCGAUCCAGGGAACUUCGGAUGUUACCGCUCUUUGGUAGAUCAUAUUUCAACAGGCCUACUGUUGAACUCUUCAAACCGUACGAAUCUAGUUCUGUCCGCUAUAUCACUAACUAUCGUGUCAUAUUUAUUUUCAUUUAUGAUCGAUUAACAUGUUGUCUUAUUUUGUUUUGUAUUUUGCUUUUCUGCUUUUUUGUUUUUGUUUUGUU
This is a messenger RNA of Pecten maximus, 1451 nucleotides long. RefSeq lists its product as uncharacterized. Bases 864 to 1283 code for a protein of 139 amino acids. The transcript has 4 exons. Lineage: Eukaryota; Metazoa; Mollusca; Bivalvia; Pectinida; Pectinidae. The record is from RefSeq and is a predicted model, not a curated record.